This is a messenger RNA of Cynocephalus volans (Philippine flying lemur), 8485 nucleotides long. It is a transcript of the gene RRP8, whose product is annotated as ribosomal RNA processing 8. Gene Ontology annotation, biological process: rDNA heterochromatin formation; cellular response to glucose starvation; regulation of transcription by glucose. Lineage: Eukaryota; Metazoa; Chordata; Mammalia; Dermoptera; Cynocephalidae. Gene Ontology annotation, molecular function: methyltransferase activity. The coding region runs from base 97 to 1464 and encodes 455 amino acids. The record is from RefSeq and is a predicted model, not a curated record. The transcript is spliced from 7 exons. Gene Ontology annotation, cellular component: nucleolus; chromatin silencing complex; rDNA heterochromatin.
GGCUCCGUUCUGGCGUUUCUGGGCCCUCUGAUUUGCAAAGACGCGCUCGCACGUGGACGGGAGUGUGGACUCUGCGAUCCUGCCCUCCUGACCCGUAUGUUCGAGGAGCCUGAAUGGGCCGAAGCGGCCCCAGUAGCCGCGGGCCUCGGGCUGGUAACCCCACGGCCUCGACUCGCGGCAACCUCUCAAGUCAAGGGCUCCAAGCACCGCCAGCUCUUGGCCACAUUACGGGCCCUGGAGGCAGCAUCUCUUUCCCAGCAACCCCCCAUCCUACCUGGCAGUGACUCUGAGGAGGAGGAGGUGGAAAGGAAGAAGAAACACCCCAAAAAGACCUUGUUUGCCAAUGCCUCUACUGAAGUAGGGGAGAAAAGGAAGAAGAAAUGUCAAAAACAAGGCCCACCUCGCAGUGACUCUGAGAAAGAGGAAGUGGAAAGGAAGAAGAAAUGCCACAGACAGGCUCUCGACAGUGACUCUGCUGAACAGAAAAGAAAGAGGAAAUGUCAGAAACAUGCCCCUUCAAACCCAGCCCAGCACCUGGACAGUGUUGAGCCAACAGGUCCCAAAACCCAGAAGAGUAGUGCUACAGAUGACCCACGCAUGCCAAGCCUUGGGUCCACUUCCCCUAAACCUCCUCAUACCUUGAACCGCAAGCAGUGGCGGAACCGGCAGAAGAACAAGCGGAGACAUAAGAACAAGUUUCGGCCAGCUCAGAUGCCAGACCAGGCUCCAGCUGAGGUCCCCACAGAGGAGACAGAGAUGCCUCCUACCCCUAAGCCAGACAGCCAUGAAGCCCGGGCGGGGGCUCUGCGAGCCCGCAUGGCACAGCGGCUGGAUGGGGCCCGAUUUCGCUACCUCAAUGAACAGCUAUACUCAGGGCCCAGCAGUACCGCACAGCGCCUCUUCCAAGAAGACCCUGAGGCUUUUCUCCUCUACCACCGCGGCUUCCAGAACCAAAUUAAGAAAUGGCCACUGCAGCCAGUGGAUCGCAUCGCCAGGGAUCUUCGCCAGCGGCCUGCAUCCUUGGUGGUGGCUGACUUUGGCUGUGGUGAUUGUCGCCUGGCUUCAAGCAUCCGGAACCCUGUACACUGCUUUGACUUGGCCUCUCUGGACCCCAGAGUCACUGUGUGUGACAUGGCCCAGGUACCUCUGGAGGAUGAGUCUGUGGAUGUGGCUGUGUUUUGCCUUUCACUGAUGGGAACCAACAUCAGGGACUUCCUGGAGGAGGCAAAUCGAGUGCUGAAGCCAGGGGGUCUCCUGAAAGUGGCUGAGGUCAGCAGCCGCUUUGAGGAUGUUCGGACCUUUCUGCAGGCUGUGACCAAACUGGGCUUCAAGGUCAUCUUCAAGGACCUGACCAACAGCUACUUCUUCUUGUUUGAUUUUCAAAAGACUGGGCCCCCUCGGGUAGGGCCCAAAGCUCAACUCUCAGGCCUGAAGCUUCAGCCAUGUCUCUACAAGCGCAGGUGACCUCUGGAACUCCCUUGAAAAGGGAGGCGGGGCUCGAACUCCAGGCUCAGAACUCUGAAGACUGUAUCCAGCCAGGCUGUGAGCCAGGAACUGGUAUCACCAUUUCUCCAUCCCAAGAACAAAGUGUGAUAAAACCUCUGGCUCAGCCUGUGGCUUCAUGGUUACAAGAAGCAUAAAGUCACAGGAGGUACGCUAAAGAAUAAGGAAUUUAUUGUGAGAACAUGGGGGUGUCUGGGAAUCAUGGAUCACUUUAGGUGUCACGAAAACUAGACGGUUUGGAAUUCAAGGCAUUUCUGGGUUUGGCUGCUCUUUCCAUCUCUCAGAAGCCACAUGGGCUUUCUGUCUUGGCAUCUCCACUCCGCUCUCUUCUUAUCUGUCUGCAGACGAGCAUCCUCUGCUUACCCAUAGCUUCUGCUCCUUCAACUUCCUUCUGCCGAGGCCUUCAGUGCUACAGACAGGCAGCUGUUGCUUUCUGGCUCUGGGGCAACUGGUAGUCCACCAAUAUCCUGGCUCAACACAUCAAUCUAAGCUACCAGGUCAAAACUGUUUAGAUGUCUCAGUACUGAGCAUUUCUAGUGGUUUAUCUUUUCUCCCUCUGCCCUCAUCUCCAUCUUUGGAACCAUAUGCACCAUACCAUUCCCCACACCUGUUAUCCUGUGGGUCCCUGAUGUGUGCACAGCUGAGAGUAUGGAUUUUAGAAUCAGUUAGACCUGGAUUUAAAUCCUGGCCUACCACUUAGAGCUGGGAGUCAUUUAAUUUCUGAAUAUCACAUUCCUGUCUUAAAGCAUUGUCAUGUGGGUUAACUAAGGAAAUCUAUAGCCAGGACUGGGAACAUAGGUGCUCAAUAAACUAGCUAUGGGUAUUGUGUGUUGUAAGCCUUAUUGUUCUUUGAAGACUUUCCCUAGGCUGGUUGGAGGUUGAAUGGUGAAAUGGAUUUGUUGACUAAGGAAGACCCUGGGAAAGCUCAGGAUAGGCCUUUCAACAGGCUCAUUUCAUAGGAUAUUUACAGACUUAAUGGAUUCUGUGCUGUCCUUGGAGAGGGUACUGAGGGAGCUUGGUCUCUGUUCAUAAACAACAAUUGGUUGAUGCCAUGUUGGGGAGGGGGAUUAGGCUGUUCAUUGGCAGAAGGGUCUGUCCAUUGUUUCUGCCUUGCAGUGGGCCCAGAUCAGCACAUCCUGGGAAAGCUAUAGUGAAGGAAGGCUACUGCUGUGGGAAGAUGAGAUGUGAUGAUAAAUGCUAGUCCUCCCCCAGAAGAUAUCUGAUAUGGGUCCGUAUGUAAAGGUAACAGCCUCUUCUGCCUAUUUCCAAGAACAAGACCUGAGAGUGCCUACUGGGAGGACAUGAGUCCUAGGGCUUUGAGCCAGUUGGGUGCUUCCAGUAAAGAGACAGGUUUUGAAAGAGGCUGUAGGCCAGAGAGCGUGUUUGGAGGCUGGGCUGUGAACCAUUCAGCAGACACUGCACAGUGCCUUUGCAUGUGCUAUUCUCUCUGCUGCUUAGUUGUCUGACUGGCAACAUUUACUCAUCUUUCCAAACAGCCUAGUUUCCUACUCACAUGCUCCCAAAGCAGAAUUCAUUCUUCAUCUAUGCUAUCAAAGUACUGCGUGAAGAGUGCUACUGCAGCAUUUAAAUACUGCAUUGUGACAACUUUGUGCAUUUGGCUGCAGUCUUUCCAAGCCAUAUUUACCUUUGUAGUCCCAGAGCUUGUCACUUGAGAGCAAGCCAGUGAAUGCACUUGUUCACCUAGGGAGAGAUGACAGGGUCCAAUUGAGUGGGAUUGAUGACAGCAGGGGUAUUCCAGAAACCCAGGUUGAGAGCACAAGAUGAGGGCACUGGAUGAGUCAUGAUGGAAGAAGUAGGUAGAUGGGAGAACUUCAUUAGAUAGGACUGGUGGGAUGUUGAGGGUAGAUGAGAAAGAAUCUGAAGUAAGUCCCAGGUUUCUGGCUUGAGCAGCUGGGUGGGCUAGUGGUGUCAUUCAAAAUGUUGGAUUUUAGGUGCUCAUUAGAUGUUCAUUUAGAAGUGGGACAUACGUGAGAUAUGUGCUAGUUUUGGAUAUCAGCAGCUUAGAGGCCUGAAGCAUCCUAAAGUUGUAGGAAUAGAUGAGCUAUCCAGGAAAGAUAAUGAGAAGAGAAAAUGGCUCAGAAUAGAACUCUGAGGAGCAUUUAAUGGAUGGGUAAAGGAAAAUGGAACAGUAAAGGUGACAGAAGAUGAGAAGGUUGGGUCAGAGAUAAAAGGAGUAAAACCAAGAGAGUGGAUCUUUUAUUUGGGAGAAAUGGGCAGGUUGUUGGCUGUCAAAUGCCGUUGAGAGGCCUAUUAAGAUGAGAGACAAGUUAGAUUGCAGUGUGGUAAGGACUGCUGAGUAUUGAAGGCCUGUUUGAAUUUAUGGUGGUAGUAUUCAUGAAUUUAUAGUUAUGCUGGUCAACCCAGUGGUGUGGUUAUCCCUGUCUACUCAGGCAUCUUGAUGUAACUGCAGAAGAGGUGAAUGCUAAGGGACCAUCCAGAGUUCAUUUCACACAAUUGAAAUGAAAGGACAGUGAGCAACGGAGUUUUAGGUCAUUAGCAAGUAAGCAGUGUCUAUACUGGACCAUGGAAUUUUGUAGAACACAUAGGAGAGUGAAGACAAGAGUAGGUUAUUGUCCUGGAAGUAAUUAAACAAGUGACGGGAGGAUGGGAGGCUGUGGUUAGAAAUUGGAAUGCUUUGGAAGCAGAGCGGCUCCAGGUAAUGGCAAAGUCUAAUCUAGCCACAGGGGUAAGUGGUUUGCCUGGAGAUUGGUUAAUGGACUGAGGGAUCAGGAAUUGUGGGGAGUGGCUAUCUGCAUGGACUUUGAAGUAUUCUAGGAUGAUGGUAGAAGCUGGCAGUGGAACAGGUGCCAAUCUCUUGAGGGAGGGGGAGGCAGGGUGGUGGGAAUUUCAAAAGAGCAGAAGGUUUAUACUGCCUACUAGACAGACUUCCAUGUUGGUGGUGAUGUGAGGCUGGUGAGUGGAGUGGAGCUGGCUGCCAGGCAGCCAACAUAAAAUGCCCUGACAGUUCCUUUUCAGCCUGUCAGGAUUCACAGGCUUAGGCAGUCAGGAUGGCCGAGCGGUCUAAGGCGCUGCGUUCAGGAUUCACAGGCCUACUGGGGAGACCUGACUGUCAUGGCAUCUCCAUGAAGCAGGAGAUUCCUGGGAUAACCAAAGGGGGUGUGAUGGUUGCGGGGGACAAGCCACAAAGUUCAGGGAAUGUGUUGGGGUAGCAGAGUAUCUCACUGUAGGACACACGUCAUCUUUUUAUAGCUCCAUAUUCAUGUUCUUUCCCAAAUGUUAUUUAUGUUCCUAGAUCUUGAUUAAUUCUCUCUGUUUUCUUAUUGAACUCCGCAGGACAGCUGGGGUCUGCCUUCCUCCCUCUUCUGCUUUACUCUCUUGUAAUUUGGAUUCGCCACUUGCCUAUUCUGGCUCUGGCCACCUGAGUAAACAUCUCUGGAUCUGACUCAGGCCCCAGGCCUAGAGAUAAAAGGAGGCACUCUCUACUUCAGCGCAGUCCCCACUAGUGGUCCCCAUCAGUCACCCCAAUUCUGAAAGGCGGACUCUCCUGAGCCUGAUCUCCUCCGUCAUCAGCUUCAGGACAAGCUCUUGUACAAGUCCAUGCCUGGGCUUCAGUGUCUAAUGUUGAGAGCCUUGGCUGAAGAGAGAACAAUGUAUAUUUCCUUAAGAAAUAACAGCAUGCUCUCUGUUUAAGAACCAAUGAGACCAGUGUGGCUAGAACAGAUUGAAGGAGGGGCAAGAGUAGUAGGAGGUAAAUGAGAGUUGGAGGGGGUUACUCCGAUUGUGAAAGGCAGUUGCUCUCAGACUUUAGAAUGCAUUAAGAUCACCUGGAAGCAUGUUAUAGUGCAGAUUCCUAAGCUCUCUCCUAGAGUUUCUGAUUUUGUAGAUCAUGAUAGGGCCCCAGCAGUUAUUUUCUGGUUGCUUUGAUUUUCUUGGUGAAGCAGGAAGUAGAUUUAUUGGUUAAGAGUGAGAACGGAGGAAAGGAUGUUGGGGUUUUGAGGAGAGGAGAAUGUGAAUAUCUUUUGGAGAGAAUGAAAGGAGAAUGAAAUGAAAGAGGGAAUGAGUGAACUAGGGAAAUACUAGGGGUCUUCAAAAAGUUCAUGGAAACAUUUGUAUUAUUUUUUAAUUUUAUUUUUCCGCAAACUUUGGAGUACCCUUGUACAGAUUGAUUGCUGAUAGCAUUAAUAGCACACUGGAGAUACAAGGUAAUAAAGUAAAGAGGAUGGGUUGGGAGGAGACUGGUGCAAGGUUGCUUUGUAGAGAACUUGUUACUCUGAGACAAUGUACAGCUGGGCUGUCAAGCCCUAACCCUCCUUUGUGGGGGCAGGUUCAGCCCUCUUACCUCAAGGCUAGUUGGAGAUUCCACUGGAACCAUUCGGGAAGCUUGAGGUAUUUAUUCCUACAACUGAAGAAUGAUGAGCCUAGAGUCUGACUCCUGCCCUGGAAAUGUAGAGGACAAGCAAGGCUUGCUAACUGUUUCAAUGCUGGAGCCAGGGGACUGCUGCUGCUUUUGCAUUGGCCUGCAUUCCCAGAAUUUGCCCUGGCAAGUGAUGCAUGAAUGUGUCCUCUAUGCAUCUUGCUGGAAAGAGGGAAGUGUGGGGUUGUCUUGGGUCCUGUCUAGUAGGACCAUUGAAGAGUCAAGGAGACCUCAGCACAAAGAAGCUAGGAGUCUGCCAUGUGGGCUGAGAAGGUAGUUGCUGGGGACUACCUAGAACAGAGUUGCAUCCGCCAGAGUCAAGGGAACUGCAGAGAAGGAACAGCAGGGAUGCCCCCUUCAACUAUCUUCCAGGCCCAUAGGGCAUAGAACCACUCAGUAAAGUCAGACUGUUUAAUCACCUUGUUUCUCCUCAUCAGUGAUUGAGCCCAGAGCAGUCAGCAGUAGUAGGUGGAGAGGAUGUGAGAAGAACGACGAGUAUACAGGUCACUCCUUUCCCCGGUGCAGGCUUCUUGACCUAGGUGGGACAGAGUUGGGAAGGGAAAAGAUUUAAAACUGAAACAGGUGCAGAUUAUUUAUUGAGACACAGGAUUAAGCAUUAUAAUUAUGUAGUUGAGAUUGUGUUGGUGCCCUUAAACCAAUCCUAGGACUAUCUAUUAACUAAGAAUGUCUCAGGCUUGCUGCAGCUUUUCUUCACAGCAGGGGAAGAGUACUCCUCCAUCAGUAAAGUUUGGAGGGGAGGUGAGAGACAAGAAUGAAGUCGGGUGUGAAUAUCAGUCUAUGCCUUGUGCUUGUUCAACAUCUCUUAGAGGUCUCCAAGUAGGCAGCUGUUGCAGUAUUGGUGUGCUCCUGCUUUUCUUCUCUAAUAUAGCCCUAAGGGAACAUAGUUCCAAAAGAAACGACAUGAUCUUGGCAGAGACACAGCUCAGCUCCAAGCACCCAACUGUUUACGUAAUUGCACAAAGCCUUCCACAGCUUUUACAGGGACUAGUAAUUAGAGCUGUUCAUUCCCAGGUAGUUCUCCUUCCCAGGUGACUUUUCUGACCAGCCACCUGGUUCUAGGAUAUUCGCUGCAGUUAAACUGUCUUACUGGUCUAAUUAUUUCUACUCCUGUCCCCAAAGCAAUCCAUUUUCCACACAGCAAAGCAAUCUUUUUAAAAUGUAAAUCAGAUUAUGUUACUUCUCUGCUUAAAACCUUUCAGUGGAUUCUCAUUUCCUGAAAACAAAAGACAAACUCCUUCCCUGGCCAGUUUGUGAUCUUCCCCAGGCUUCCAUCUCCAGCUGCAUCUUAGCCCAUUCAUUCCUUCCUCUCACAAAACUCCAGUCACACAAGCUUUCUUUUCAUCUCUCAAGCAUUCAUGCUGCUCCAUCUUCCUAGAAUACUCUUUCCCUGAUGAGUUCAUUUUCAUCUUUCAAAUAUUCACACCAACAUCACCUUUUCUUCUGCUGAAGAAACUGGCUAGAUGCUCACCAAGAUGUCCUCUUUCGGGGCAUGUGAUAAUCUACAUUUUCCAGCUCCAUGCAUCUAAGUGGGGUUGUGUGAGUAGUUUUCACCAAUGGAAAGUGAGUAGAAGAGAUGUUUCAAUACCAGGCCAAGGCCAUUAAAGUGUGGAUAAGUCUUUUCCAUAUUCUCCCAUUCCUUCCUCUGUCUACCAAGGUCACCUUGAAGCACAUGUUUUGAAAGUGAUGAAAUCAUAGUAUAGAAAUCUGGAUACCUGAGUCACUACUUGCAGAAGAGGUGCUUGACCAAGAACAUCCGUAUUGGGCUUUGAACAAGAAAUAAACCUCUAUUGCAUUAAGCUAGUGAGGUUUGGGAGUGUUACAGCAGUUAUUUCAUAUCCUGUAUUUAUCUUCAAUGGGCAUCCUGUCUGUCUUACUCUUGACCACAAAACACUCUUUGUUUCCUUCAGUGCUUCAAACAUUUAAUUACCUUUCCAGAUGCCAGUCAACACUUCAUACUUGUCACAUGAAUUUAAAAUUGGGGGGAAAAAUGCUCACAUCAAGAAGUUGAGAUAUUUAUUUUGAUUGUGACAAAAAAAGAAAUCCCACAAAAGAAUGCAUUAAACAGAUUCGAUUUUUUUUUCUCAUGUGACAAGGAGCCUGAAGGUAGGUGAUUUAGCAUUGGUUCGGGAGCUCGAGGAUGUGAGGGGUGAAGUCUCUGACUCUCGGUCUCUUGAUUCUCAUGGACACAAGAUGAUGUUUUCUUGAUUAAGCCGGAACACCCUACUUUUAUACUUCUUGGGAGUCUUGCUGAUUGCCACAGCCCCUAUCUUUUUGGCUUUACUUCUAGGGUCCUACAUUUUUAAUACUCUGGUGUAAAUAUGUUCCAUUAUCCUUAUAACAUGACUGAGACCAAUCUGAAAUAAUAACAUUUAAAAUAUAUUUUUCUUCCCCACCCCUUCCCACAUCUCAGCAACCUGUCAGCGACCCAUUCAAUUCAAAGCUGCUCUCCCUCCAGCUCAGUGGGGUGGGGGAACAAUCUGUUUCUUUCACCCGUUCUUUACAUCCUGUGUCUCUUCUAGGAUUGGAAUGGGAGAAGGCAUAUUAAAGGAAAAAAAACUAAACUUA